Molecule: messenger RNA, 657 nt
Organism: Gallus gallus (chicken)
Lineage: Eukaryota; Metazoa; Chordata; Aves; Galliformes; Phasianidae
Gene: CHCHD10
Product: coiled-coil-helix-coiled-coil-helix domain containing 10
Exons: 4
Coding region: 19-429 (136 amino acids)
Biological process (GO): mitochondrion organization
Cellular component (GO): nucleus; mitochondrion
Source: RefSeq, a predicted model, not a curated record
GGGAAGAACGCCGUGGGGAUGGCGCGGGGACGUAGGAGCGUAUCGCGGCCCGCGGCGCCGCCGGCACCCGCCAGCGCGGCCCCGGCGGCCCCGGUGCCGGCGGCGCAGCCGGCGCAGCCCGGGCUGAUGGCGCAGAUGGCGAGCACGGCGGCGGGCGUGGCCGUGGGCUCCGCCGUGGGGCACGUCGUGGGCAGCGCCCUCACCGGAGCCUUCGGCGGCUCCUCCGAACCGCCCCGAGCGGCGGUGCCCGCGCAGGAGCCCCGGCAGCAGCCCGCUGUGCAGCCGCAGUCCCCGUACGGGCCGUGCCACUACGAGAUGAAGCAGUUCCUGGAGUGCGCCACCAACCAGCGGGACCUGACCUUGUGCGAGGGCUUCAACGAGGCCCUGAAGCAGUGCAAGUAUAGCAACGGUGUUUCUUCUCUCCUGUGAAGAAUCUGCCCCCCCUAUAGGAAGGAGAAGAGCUGGUGUAGAGCCGUGCUGCCUGCGGGAGUGAAGGAAGGACGGACAGACAGGCGCUGAGCUGAGGGAACGGGCUGGGAGAGGAGCCCUCUGGUGGUCCUUCACUUCUGGACUGGUAGGGAAGGAAAAGAACGGUUGAGACUGUGGAAAUCAGUGCUCUGUUUAUCGUGGAGAAAUAAAGAAGCUUAUUUGGAAGUA